AUGAAAUGGAGAAGAAAAAGUUACAAAGAUCUUUCUUAUAUCGGCUAUGCAACAUUUUACACAAUCUAUGCUAAUGUUUACACAAUGUCAAAGUUCGCUGCUGACUCAAAUAGAAUGGAUCCAUCAGGAAAAAUCCUUGGUAACAUUUCUAUCGAUGAUGUUGUUGUAAAAACAUUGAUUCCAUUAGAUAUCUCACUUCCAAUGAAGACAUAUGUUUGCAUGAACAGAUCUCGUUACUACCUUAGCUUAUUGUUAAAUAAAUUGGCGGAUAAGGCUCUUGAAGGCGACGAUCCUUAUGAUAUCGCUUACGUAUUAAUUCAAACAAACUCUACAUUCAAAGUUUGUGAUCAAGCAAGUCCAGAUUACGCGAUCAGAGCAAGUUUAAAGGCUGAAUUAAUUGUUUUCAGUUACUUGCAUAACUAUAUUGCUGGUUUGUACAAUGAAAACAAAAUGCCAGCAAAUCUUUAUGCAUCCAAUGAUUAUUGCCAGAUUUUGUCAAAUAUCCCAACCAUUUCAGAAAACGUCGAUAUAACAUUCCAUUCAAUUCUUAAUUACUAUAUUGAUAAAGCAAAUUAUUAUGAUGGUAUAUUCAUUGCUUGGCUUGUAUUUGGUUUAGUUGCAAUGGCAGUUAUUUGUGGAAUUCCACUUUUCGUCAUUGGUUUCUUAUACAACAGAAGAAUCACAAAGAUGUGCCAGAUUUUGCAUCAAUUACCUCCACCUGUCAAAGAAGAUGCCAGAAGGGCAUUGAUGUUGAAUCAAGAUCUCAACAGUGAAAACAGUGCAGGAACAACAGAAGUCAAAUCAGCAUUCUUAGUUGUAAUAAGAAUCAUUUAUUAUAUUGCUUUAAUUGCUUGUUUGAUUGUUUAUGCUUUGUUUGUUAUCACAACAACAAAAAUGAACUCCAAUCUUACAAAGAUUCUCAGAUGGUACUUCUAUUCAUGCCAGAGAAUCACAAUGGCUUCACAAUGCGGUAACAAUGCUAUUCAGAUGAUUUUCUUGAAUGGAUCAUUACCACAAACAAUUGUGAACACAUCACAGUUAAGAGAUAAUGAGAUUUCAAUGCUUGACAAGUUCAUGGACUCAGAAAGAACAUUAUUAUAUGGUAAUGACGAAGUUGAAGGCAGUGUUGGCUUCGAUGAAGAGUUGGAUCACUUGCAUCUUGAAAGUUACUGCGAUUUACUUGCGAUUAGGAAGAGAACCAAAGUCAAUACAUGA
Messenger RNA from Trichomonas vaginalis G3, 1215 nucleotides. RefSeq names its product guanylate cyclase protein. The coding region runs from base 1 to 1215 and encodes 404 amino acids. The record is from RefSeq and is a predicted model, not a curated record. Lineage: Eukaryota; Parabasalia; Trichomonadida; Trichomonadidae. The transcript has a single exon.